GAUCAUACAUGAACCGGGCGGGGCAAGCGGGUGAGGGUCACAGUUACAGGUGAGGAAUGAUUUGAAUCACAUUUAGUGGGGCGGUUGUCAACCGUCGUCUUCUUCUCAACAACUGUUGACUCGGCCGACCAAGCAAGAUUCACCGCGUCGCUGAAAACCAGGGAAAUCCAUAGAAAUGGCCGCUGAUGAGCAUGAUGAUGAUUGUGGUCGAGACGAAGAACAUCAGCCUUUCACGUUUCAAAAAGAUGAGGAAGACAGAGAUUUUGACCUGGCCACCGCAGAGCCAGACGCCCCUUUGCCUCUCACUGUCACGUCUAGGGUUCUGUACAUGUUGGGGGACAUAACUGCAGGGCCGGCAUACCGUUUUGCCCAAUGGCUUGAGCUGGUCCGCAAGCGUAGCAGCAAGUAUAGGGCUUCAGGGUUCCCUCGUCGACCUCAUCACACUGAGAGUUUGCCUUUGAGCUUGGAAGAAUUCAAUAUUGAUGCAAAAACUGCUCGACCUGAACAAUCAGAAAUCAGCUUGUGGGAAAGACUUGGUAAAGCUGACAUGUUGGAUGUACAAUCAAAUACCUUCUCCUGGAGCACUCUGUCUUCUCUUCAUCAUACUGAGCACAGCAGCAGUAUUGAGCAUUCUGAGGAUGAGAUGAAUAAAGCACUGGAGGUCACUGUUAAUUCGGGUGGUGUUGUGUUCUUUGCUCUAUUUAACCAACCACCAGAAAGUGAUGAGUCUUCUCCUAAGGAAGCUGCAGCUGUCAUAAAGUUUUCAUCGUCAAGGAUGGCCACCCAGUCCGAGCGACUUGGCUAUGAAUUUGCUAAGUGGCUAGGUGUCCAAACUCCACAAGCUAGAGUCAUCCACAAUACAAGUCCCGAGUGGCUGCAAAUUAAGGAGGCUGCAGAAAAGGCAAGAGAUUCUGCUAUUGCAGAAGGAGAUGAAAUUGGUGAAAUGACUUGUUCAGAGCUUCUUGAAGCUCUAGAGCUUAGUCGCUGCCUUCUAUUGAUGGACUAUGUGCAUGGAUCUCCCUUAAUGGAAAGCUCAAGUGCUUUUGAGUCACGAGAGGUCUCAGAGAAGACAGCAACAGCACUUGGAAGGAUUUUAAUGUUGGAUCUUGUUAUAAGAAAUGAAGACAGGCUUCCUUCUCGGCAUCUUGGAUGGCGUGGGAACUCUUCAAAUUUGCUCUUGGCCGAAAAAGUAGCUUGUGCAAAUAUUCAUGCCCUCGAGGUGGCUUUUGAUUCCGCAAUCAAGAGAUAUAGACCAAAAGUAAUCAGAGCACUUCAAAAAGAAAGGAGGGCUACUUCAAUAGACAGUAGAUUGGGCUCCCCUGAAGCAGUAUUAGUACCACAAAGUUCUGAUGUCUCUGAAAUUACUGAAUCUCCAAAAUCUAGCAACAUGAGCCUGAAAAGUUUCUCUAUAAAUGAUUCAAUCCCUUGUGAUUUACAUAUUGUGGCUAUAGACUCUGGGGUGCCUCGAAGACCACCAGCUGGGAAACGCACAAACGAUCAGGCAAACUAUCCCAAGCUAGUUGAACUUCUCAUCAACAGUUCUGAAUAUGCAUCUGAAUUGUUGCAUGAAAUAACUGGAGGAAAAUUAGGGGUUACUCCAGAAGGUGCAACAACUGAUUUUCGUGAAGCUGAAAUGGCCCCAAUUGUGCAUGCAUUCAGAAGUGGAUUUCGAGCAGCACUCAGGGACCUACAGGGAUUUCACAUUUUUCUUCUUACCCUUCACCAAAAGCUAGAAGGCCUAUUGCGAGUAUUUCUCAAUAUUAUUAACAAAUCAUCUUGUGGGGAUAUUGACAAAGAGGAUCUAAUGGCUCCUGAAACUCCAUCACAAGCUAGAGGACCAGAGGUUCAUUGCCCAUCCUCACCCAGCAAAGAUCGUACCGUUGGUGAUAACACAUCAGAUUUAAAUGAUUCAGAAUCACAUAAAACAACUUCAAAGCCACCAGCAUCAGGAUUCAGGGAAAGUUUAGAUGGCUGCUCUCCAAUGUCACGGGAAAGCUGGCAAGGUAAGUUCAACAAGGGGAGUGCUGAACCCUUGCGUAGUGCAAAGUUGACAUCAAAGCUGCGGGAUUUCCACAAAUAUGCGAAGGUAGAUGCAGAAUUGAGCAAAGAGUUGGAACAAUGGAAUGAUAUGCUUAAAAAUGAAGUAAUUAAACUCUGCCAGGAGAAUAAUUUCAAUCCUGGAUUUUUUGAAGGUAGUGAUAACAAUUACGUGGUUGAUGCUUAUGAGUUGAAGGUUAGGCUUGAGCACAUUCUGGAGAGGACAGGAUUCAUAUCUGAUGCAGCAAACACAGAGAGGCCAUCUCCAAUCUCCAGCAAUCUGUUUAUUGGUGGAGCACUUGCCGCUAGAUCUGUUAACACUCUACAGCUUCUAGGAAUUACACAUAUUUUAUGUCUAUGCUCAAAUGAAAUUGGACAGGAGGAUUCUCAAUUUCCGGAUUUGUUUGAAUACAAAAAUUUUUCAAUAUGUGACAAUGAAGAUUCUAACAUCAGUUCUAUUUUCCAAGAAGCACAUGACUUUAUCGAUCAUGUUGAGCAAAUAGGAGGAAAAGUAUUGGUUCAUUGCUUUGAAGGGAAGAGUAGGAGUGCAACAUUAAUUCUUGCUUAUUUAAUGCUGAGAAAAAACUUCACCCUACUGCAAGCUUGGAACGCCCUAAAACGAGCUCAUCGUAGAGCCCAGCCUAAUGAUGGUUUCGCAAGGAUUCUUUUGGACUUGGAUCAGAAGCUACACGGGAAAGUUUCUAUGGAAUGGCAACAACGCAGGCCAUUGAUGAAGGUUUGUCCUAUCUGUGGCAAGAAUGCUGGAUUGAGCAGCAGUUCUUUGAAACUUCAUUUGCAGAAAGCUCACAAGCAACUAUCUUCAGGCAGUGUGGACAGCGCCAUGAAUAUGGAAAUACAGAAGGCAAUCGAUGCGCUCAAAAUAAGCCGAGGUGGGAGCGUCAGCCCCACGCAAAGACAAUCUCCUACGAUGACAGAAGAAUGAAUGGCUAAUCCAAAGCUACGCGUGAGGUGAGGUAUGUAUCCACUUCUUUGUAUCCAUGGUUUUGGUUUAGUUCAGCUUAGUUUCUGAGUUCUGACCAUGGCGUCCAUUAAUUUCUGUGCAAAUUUGUAUCCCUAACUAGAAACUUUCAUGUUCUUGUAGUUUGUUAGACACCUGAAAAUCUUUGGUAUUUAUUAGUGUUAGUCUGAUUUAAAAAAAGUUGCAUUAUAAAUAUUACUAAUAAAUUGUUUAA
This is a messenger RNA of Andrographis paniculata, 3230 nucleotides long. RefSeq names its product dual specificity protein phosphatase PHS1. The coding region runs from base 176 to 2980 and encodes 934 amino acids. Gene Ontology annotation, biological process: protein dephosphorylation; response to abscisic acid; cortical microtubule organization. The record is from RefSeq and is a predicted model, not a curated record. Gene Ontology annotation, molecular function: protein tyrosine/serine/threonine phosphatase activity. The transcript has 11 exons. NCBI's taxonomy places the organism in Eukaryota, Viridiplantae, Streptophyta, Magnoliopsida, Lamiales, Acanthaceae.